UUUGGCAGUGUCAAACACCGUUGACUAAUCGUAAUCGGCUCCUGGUCUACAACUGGAAUAAUGCAAUUCUGUAGUUUCAGGAUAAUUUCCCGAAAUAACUGGACAUGAGUAGUCCACCAGUGCGCCUUACAUCAACUUAAGCUCUCAUGGUGAGUUCACUAUAAUAAAAAAACAAACGGAGGUUACAGAUCGCCAAUUUAAGGUUGACUGUAGGUGAGCAGAUUUUUUUUAAUUGCAGAAUUUACUCUAAACAAUCUGAAAGGAUUUCUUUUACCCAUAUUUUGUGCUAAUAAUGUGAUCCUGGCGACCAAAUAACUUCAGUCGCAGUGCAGCCUACACGCUGACUCUACUUUUUUUCUGAUCAUUCAGAUCAACAACCCCUGCGAUGACUGUACGCAUGUAACACCCCGAAGACUCUCACUUCAGACAGUACAGAUAAACAUCAAAUAGCCUGGUGUACAAAAACCUGUUUGAUAGUCCAUGCUUGACACCAUUAGGCUGACUGAUAGGAACUUAUUCUCGACUGUCAAACGGCGUCAAUCCUCAAAACUGAAAUUUUCAAGAGCAAAACAUUUGACGGAUUUUCCCCUUUUUUGCAGCAUCCUCGGGUAGGCUUUUGGAUGGAAGAUGAUACAUGCCAUGGAUAGAGUCGAUGGAUUAAUUUGCUCGACGCUUUUGCGUGAUAUUAAAUAUUCACUGGUUCUAAAAAUGCUAUGGACAGAAUAAGGCUUCAGAUAAAGGAACAUGUGGGUAAUGCAAUGCUAGAUGAAAACGUAGAGGUGCGGCAUGUUGGGGACAGAGAUCAUUACUGUCUGAAGCAGGUUUGACACCGCACUGAAAGUUGGAAAGGAGCCAUGGGCAAAGAGCAGGACCUCCUGCUGGCUGUGAAGAAUGGAGACCUCCUCUUAGCUCAUAAACUCCUUGCUAAGAUCAAGGUCAACCGAAACAAGAUACUGGGCUCGACAAAGAAACUGAAUGUCAACUACCAGGAUGCAGACGGGUUCUCCGCCCUGCACCACGCGGCUCUCGCAGGUACCAACGACCUGCUCUCCCUCCUGCUGGAGGCUCAGGCCACAGUAGACAUCAAGGACAGCAAUGGGAUGCGGCCACUGCACUACGCCGCGUGGCGAGGAAAGGCUGAAUCUGUGCUGAUGCUGCUCAGAUAUGGGGCUUCUGUUAACGGAGCAUCACAGGACGGCCAAAUCCCUCUCCACCUAGCAGCCCAGUAUGGACAUUACGAAGUUACAGAGAUGCUAUUGCAGCACCAGUCCAACCCCUGCACGGUUAACAAGGCCAAGAAAACACCACUGGACCUGGCCUGUGAGCUUGGCAGGCUGAAGGUGGCCCAGCUGCUGCUGAGCAGUAACAUGGUGGUGGCUCUGCUGGAGGGGAAUGGAAGGGACAACACACCCCUACACCUCGCAGCCCGCAAUGGCCAUAAGGACAUCAUCAGACUGCUGCUAAAAGCUGGCUUCGACAUCAACAGAACCACCAAAGCUGGCACCUCCCUUCACGAGGCUGCCCUCUACGGCAAGACAGAAGUAGUCAAGCUACUGCUGGAUGCUGGAAUUGAUGUCAAUAUCCGCAACACCUAUAACCAAACAGCACUGGACAUCGUGAACCAGUUUACUACUUCUCAUGCCAGUAAAGACAUCAAACAACUGCUCAGAGAGGCUGCAGGAGUACUGCAGGUGAGAGCCCUGGAGGACUACUGGAACCUCCAUGACCCUACAGCUCUUAACAUACGUGCAGGGGACACCAUCAUGGUGUUAGAGCAGCACAUAGACGGACGCUGGAAAGGGCAUAUCCAUGACAGCCAGAGCGGCACAGACCGCGUGGGCUACUUCCCUCCUUCCAUCGUGGAUGUUAUAAACCCACAAUUAGGGGGCACUCUCUCUCGCCAGGCCUCACUGCCUAUUCAAAGACAUCAUACACUGGCCAGAGUCCCCACCCCCUGCAGAUCACAUCCCAACCCAAACACUGAUGACUCUUAUACCCUGUACACAUCUACUCAUCCAACCUUACCUUGCCAAAAUGACCUGGACAAGCACCCAGGAGACAGGAGCAGUGUUGGAAGUGCUGGCAGUGUGGGAAGCAGUCGUAGUGCAGGCAGUGGGCAGAGUGCUGAGGGCAACCUCACCCAUCAUACCCAGGAUCAGCGCAGAGUUGCUGCCCAGGACACCAGCCAGAUCUCAUUUUACCAGUGUUCUGUUCAACUGUUGCCCUCUUGUGCUGAACUCAGAGAACAGCAAAGUCUGACUUCCCACCUCCACAAGACUGAGCCUCUAGGAGCUCUUGGUCAUGCACAGAUUCUGAACAGCUCCAGGGCUGAAGAUCAAGGUUUCAGUCCACUUGUUAGCCGUCCUCAGCAGCUACUGGAGAGCAGGGAUGCACAGGCCAUCUGCCAGUGGCUGAGUGGGUUUCGGCUGGAGCAAUAUACACAGAACUUCCUAAUAGCCGGCUACGAUGUGCCUACCAUUAGCCGAAUGACUCCUGAGGAUCUCACAGCCAUUGGUGUGACUAAACCAGGCCAUCGCAAAAAGAUUUCCAUGGAGAUCAGCAAUAUGAAUAUCCCUGAGUGGUUACCAGACUACAUUCCAACUGAUAUUGGUGAAUGGCUUGGUAAUCUUGGGCUUUCUCAGUAUCAGAAGAGGCUUGGCGAUAAUGGCUAUGAUUCCAUUAGCAUUGUGCGAGACAUCACAUGGGAAGAUCUGCAGGAAAUUGGCAUCAACAAACUUGGACACCAAAAAAAGAUGAUGCUUGCUGUGAAAAGGCUUUCUGACCUGCAGAAGGCUCGGAGGAACCAAGCAGAGGGGCAGGGGACCCUGCAGCGAAGGAGAACUCCUCCCACUCUUGAGGUGGUGGCUAUAGAGCCACCUGACAGCACUGAUGGCCCUUCCUCACCUCUCUUAACCAAGAUGCUCACCUUCCAGGACACCGAGCUUAGCAUUGAGCUACAGAGCGCCAUGAUCCAUAAUGGGUCCAGUGGUUGCCAGGAGGGCUUUGUUGCCACGGUGAAUGGUAACACCGUGUCCUUCAGCCAGGGAAGCAUUGGUAAACGCUCAUGUGGCUCUGGGCGGUCGCAGGGAAGGCCCCAGGCUUCCGUCACACCCAACAGCCGCACUGUCGAAUGCCUGGCCAGCUUCGACUGUAGCGCCUGCAAGGAACAUGCUGCGAUUACACAGUCACAAGAGCCAGGCACCGUCUUGGUGGCUGCCAAGAUGGUGCAGACAGAGUCUCUACAACAGCAGCCACUGCCUUCAGCUGGCAGCCCCGUGUCUGCACAGACACCCCCAGUAAGCCCCAGUAAGAUAACUCGCUUUGUUUACCCUGCAGCCCAGUCCAAGGCCAGGCUCGGCAUCUCAGCAUUGCCCCAACCCAACAGCGUCCAUGGUUCCCCCAGCCAGAGGGGCUUCACCAACCUCCAGCCACAGAAUACCUCAGACCAGACCCGCCCUGGCCUAGCCAGACCUGCGCAGUCCAGCAGCGGCAUUUAUAGGUCAAAAAAGCGCAGCCAGAGCCUGUCACGCUACACCUACUAUGAUGGAGAGGUGGAGGAAGAUGACGUACAGGCACCGUCCACCAACCUGGCAACAUACGCCACGCUUACACACAAGCCCGGCCGCUGCCGGCUGCCCACCGGCACCGCCAGUCGGCAGGUGGGUCGGAGUCAUUCCUUCGCCAUACGCACCAAGAGGAAAGGUCCGCCCCCACCCCCUCCAAAGCGAAUGAGCUCUGCCCCAAGUGGGAUGAACGAUGGAGGUGUAGAGACAGAGAGUGCAGGCAGUGUCCGCAGUAUUGCAGCCAGGCUAGAGAGCAGUGGAAGCCCCAAUAAGAUCCCCAGCAUGUCACCCAUCAAAGUGGCCUCACCCACCACCCCAUCCAAAGCUUUAAUCUGUCAGCAGAGGACCUCCAGCAAGACACUUCCACAAGAACCAGACCAGGCAGAGUUUAGCAGCCUCAAAAUGAGGCAGCAAGAAAAGAAGCUUUAUAUAAGCCAGUCAGCUGCAAUUUUGACAUCACCUCACAGAAGCUUGGGUGAGAGCAUUCCAUUUGCUGAGGAGGGAAAGGUGACGAUAAAACAGAGACCAAAAAUGACAGCAACUAAAAUGGAUACUGAAGUCACUUUGGAGACCUCAAAACCUGCACAGUCACCCAAUUCAGGUCACGAAUUGCCCAAAUUCAACCUGAAAGAAUCAGACACAGUGAAAAGGCGCCACAGGCCCAGAGAGCAGGAAAUGCAGCCUGCCAGUCAGAGCCCACGUCCCGAGAUGGAAGGCAUCCCACAGGCUGUGAAGAUACCACUGCGUCUGCAGAAUGGUGGACCCUCAGGAAAACUCCCUAAACAGAACCGCUACCCCAAACCUGCUUCUCCACAGAAACCUCCCACCCCAUGUAAGCCUACACAUCUUUCUGCUACUGCAGCUCGCUCAGUAGAUGGAUGUCCCCCUGGGGGGGCGAGCAAGAAGGGGCAGAGCGCUGCCUAUGCCAUCUCCUCUCCAUCCAGCUCGGGGGCAGUGUGUACCCCUGUUGGGGAACCCCUGGAGCAGAAAAGAAGAGGGACGGCUCAGACUUCAGGGCUUUGCCCAGACGCACUGGUUCAUAGGCGGAUGGAGCAGACCAGCAGUUCCUUGGAGGCAGCGCUGAGGGUUGUGGAGAGAAAGUUAGCUCAGGAAGAUCAGACAGACAGUGGUGUUUACACGGUGAAGUCAUCUGGCAACAUUCUGGAUGACAUUGGGAACAUGUUCGACGAUCUUGCUGACCAGCUGGAUGCCAUGUUAGAGUGACCAUAUUCUGUCAUUUCCUACUCUUUAGUACCUUUAUGUUUCUAAGAACUUCUCAGUCUCCAUGCUUAUGCUGGGCACUCUCACGGGAUCCUGACCAGUGGAGGAACUGUGUGGUUCCAGACUGCAGCCUGGUCUUUGGCCCCACUAAACCUUGUGAGCCUGCAGCAUGGCUCACACCUGAAGCAGCAUUAGUGGGGAAAAAAAUGCACUCCACAAUUGCAUCUGACUGUAUCCAACAUGGGAUCACAAGGGCAGUGUGUCCUUUCUGUACCUGCCAGUACUUUACAGCACUUAACAUUUGAACCUACUGCGUCAAAGAGAAAUUAUUUAAUUUUCUUUGAGACACAGGCCAUGGUGCUCUAUGCAUUAUAUUAUAGGAAACAGGACAGUAUGAUUUCUCAUCCUUUUAGACCUUACAGUACAUAUCAUUUCCUUUUACUGUCUGUAUAUAUGCCAGAUAGUAUUCUUAUGGGUGCUUAAAGAACUUCUGGAUCUGCCAUGAUGAAAAUAACUACUAAAUCCUCUCUGACAGUGAGGUGCAGGGUAAAAUGAUCAAUACCACUAUUCAUGUUUGUGCUGAUUUUUUUAAAAGCAAAGAGGACCAACUUUCAGACACUGAUUACAAGAUUACAAAGAACCAGUACAUUAAGGGUUACCCUCUAUAUCAGAUGAAUUAUACUUAAAUGAGAAUGAGCAAGUCAUCACAUCAAACAGCACUUUUAUAUGCCCUAAAAUAGUAUUGCAAAAAUAGACUCUUUUUUCAGUAUUAGAGUUGUCAGUAGUAUUAAUAUUGAAAAAUCAACUUUUUUAUUGAUUGUAAGGAGAGCUAUUAACUGCAUGCAUUACAUUUAUGUUUGUAUCUUUGUUUUUUAAUGCCAGUAAAUGUGGACUUUCAAACUGCAAAAAUUUCAGUACUGAAAAAUUUGAAUUUGAAAAAGGUUCUGGAUGCAACAGGAACAAAUGUGAAAAAAUAUAUAAGCAGAAUUUUUGGUUUUAGUGGAUGCUGAAUGUGGUAUUCAGAUGUGCUUUCUUUUUUAAUUAUAAUAUUUUUAGCCUGUUCCUCUCACUGUUCCUUUUAUAUUUGUGUGGUUCAUGCACUGUACUGUAUGUAAUUGAAUUUUAUUUUAGAUAAUUGUGUAUCUUGCAUGCACAGAGCACAGGCUAAAUUACAAAAACCUGACACAGUUUCUGUUUGUUUAACAUCUUGAUAUAGAUAUUACAUCAUUCAAAUGAGGCCAGAAAAAAAGAGCUUCCAAAACUGGCAUGUUUUUAUAUAAAAACAACAAUGACAACACAUUUUAUAUUACCAUUUAUGGUCAUCUUAUUUUUCAGUCUGUUAAAUGAUAAAGGUCCACAGGUGUUACAGUCAACUUUUAAUGUAAAUACUGUAUACCAGAUGCAUCGAGUUGCCAUGUAAGUACUAAGUGAAACACACAACGAGAACUGCAUGUGGCUAAAUCAAUGUGGGACAAUAAUGGUAUAUACCUUUAAUAAUAAAGUGACAGCUGUUGAAUAGGAAAAUAUAAAAUGCUAUUUAACAAUAAUAAUAAAAACUUUUGUUGUAUUAUGGCCUUUAUUUGCAGGCAAAGAAGAUACAAACCUUGACCUGCCAACCUCACAAUUAUGAAAAGAAACAUUAAAUCUAAAAUGGGAAAAUAGGCUACUUUCCAAGUAUACAAAAUAUUCUGUAAAAAAACAUUUGUAAAAAUUAUACACAAAGUUUUUGUGUGCACAAAAGCGAUCAAAACAAAAGAAACGCAGUGAAGGGAAAUGUAUGGCAAAAACCUCUUUUAGAGCUGGCUGAAAUCACAGCUUUCUGCAUUAGUACUGCCAGCAACACACGUUCAUUGAUGUAAAAUAAUUAUAAUAAUAAAGCAGUAGUGUGACCGGGGCAUGACUGUUCUUCAUACUUACUGAUGCUACAAUAUGUUAUUGCUCUGUAUAAUUAUGAACAUAAAUAAGUCUGAAAAUGCUUGUUUCCUUUAA
This is a messenger RNA of Electrophorus electricus (electric eel), 6773 nucleotides long. It is a transcript of the gene caskin2a, whose product is annotated as CASK interacting protein 2a. Gene Ontology annotation, molecular function: protein binding. The record is from RefSeq and is a predicted model, not a curated record. Lineage: Eukaryota; Metazoa; Chordata; Actinopteri; Gymnotiformes; Gymnotidae.